Enhydra lutris kenyoni (northern sea otter) is the source of this 4648-nucleotide messenger RNA. RefSeq names its product methionyl-tRNA synthetase 2, mitochondrial. The transcript has a single exon. The record is from RefSeq and is a predicted model, not a curated record. Gene Ontology annotation, molecular function: methionine-tRNA ligase activity; ATP binding. Gene Ontology annotation, biological process: methionyl-tRNA aminoacylation. The coding region runs from base 16 to 1800 and encodes 594 amino acids. Lineage: Eukaryota; Metazoa; Chordata; Mammalia; Carnivora; Mustelidae.
GGCGGGGCGGGCGACAUGCUGCGAGCUUCUGUCCUCCGGCUGCUGGGGCGUCCGGGAGCCAGUGGAGGAGCCUGGCUGCUGGAGUACUCCGGCCCACGCCACUACAGUUCGGGCCCUCUGGGUGCCCGCGACGAUGCUGGCGGCGCUCGCGCCUUCUUCACGACACCCAUUUUCUACGUGAACGCGGCGCCACACAUCGGACACCUGUACUCCGCUCUGCUGGCGGACGCCCUGUGCCGCCACCGUCGCCUCCGAGUUCCCGGCGCUGCCGCCACGCGAUUCUCCACCGGUACGGACGAGCACGGCCUGAAGAUUCAGCAAGCAGCAGCCGCUGCGGGCCUGGCCCCCACCGAGCUGUGCGACCGAGUGUCUGCCCAGUUCCAGCAGCUUUUCCGGGAGGCCGGCAUCUCCUCCACCGAUUUCAUCCGCACCACCGAAGCCCGGCAUCGGAUCGCUGUGCAGCACUUCUGGGGACUGCUGGAGGCCCGGGGUCUGCUCUACAAGGGUAUCUACGAAGGUUGGUAUUGCGCAUCCGAAGAGUGCUUCCUGCCUGAGGCCAAAGUCACCCGACAGCCGUCUUCGUCAGGCGGUUCGUGUCCUGUAUCUCUAGAGAGUGGGCACCCCGUAUCCUGGACCAAGGAAGAGAACUACAUUUUCAGGCUUUCUCAGUUCCGAGAGCCGCUUCAGCGGUGGCUGCGGGGCGACCCUCAGGCAGUCACACCCGAGCCAUUUCAUCGUGCAGUUCUUCAGUGGCUGGAGGAGGAGCUGCCGGACCUGUCUGUUUCUCGAAAGAGCAGCCACUUGCAUUGGGGCAUUCCUGUGCCCGGGGACGAUUCGCAGACCAUCUACGUAUGGCUGGAUGCCUUGGUCAACUACCUUACUGUAAUUGGCUACCCAAAUGCUGAGUUUAAAUCUUGGUGGCCCACCACCUCUCAUAUCAUAGGCAAGGACAUUCUUAAAUUCCAUGCUAUCUAUUGGCCUGCCCUCCUCUUAGGGGCCGGCAUGAGCCCACCACACCGCAUCUAUGUCCACUCUCAUUGGACGGUCUGUGGCCAAAAGAUGUCUAAAAGCUUGGGUAACGUGGUGGACCCCAGGACUUGCCUUGAUCGCUACACUGUGGAUGGUUUCCGAUACUUUCUUCUUCGGCAGGGCGUCCCCAACUGGGACUGUGAUUACUAUGAUGAAAAGGUGGUUAAGUUGCUAGAUUCUGAGCUGGCAGAUGCUUUGGGAGGUCUCCUGAACCGGUGCACGGCCCAAAGAAUAAAUCCUUCUGGGACCUAUCCGGUUUUCUGCACGGCCUGCUUUCCCAGUGAGGCAGGGUUGGUGGGGCCAUCAGUUCGUGCUCAGGCAGAGGACUAUGCUUUGGUGAACGCAGUGGCCACUUUGCCCCGGCAGGUAGCUGAGCACUAUGAGAACUUUCAGAUCUAUAAGGCUCUGGAGGCAGUGUCCAGCUGUGUCCGGCAAACUAAUGGCUUUGUCCAAAGGCAUGCACCAUGGAAGUUGAGCUGGGAGAGCCCAGUGGAUGCCCCCUGGCUGGGUACUGUGCUUCAUGUGGCCUUGGAAUGUUUGCGGGUCUUUGGAACUUUGCUGCAGCCUGUCACCCCAAGCCUGGCUGAUAAGCUGCUCUCCAGGUUGGGGGUCUCUGCCACAGAGAGGGGCCUUGGAGAGCUCUGUUUCUUGCCUCGAUUUUAUGGACAUCCAUGUCCUUUUGAAGGGAGGAAGCUGGGACCUGAAACUGGGCUCUUAUUUCCAAGACUAGACCAGUCCAGGGUCUGGCUGGUGAAAGCCCAUAGAACCUAGAAACUUAGUUCUAAUUGGCUUGUAGUAAAAAAGCAAACGUGUUAUUUUCUUAUUUUGCAUUUUCAGGAAAGUCAUACUAAUGUUUUCUGAAGUGCUGCAUCAUAUGAGCACAUAAACAAUGUCCCUGUGGAAAGAGAUUUGUUGCCUUUCAGGUGCCUACGCCCUACUCUUCAGUUAUCUGUGCCCAUUAACCACUAUUCUUACAGACUGUAAGAUGUUUCCAGGGUAAAGAUGGGUAAGAGAAAACUUUGCAGAUACUGUUCCUUCUCAUUGUGCCUCCUUCCAAGCCACAGUUAAUGUUAUUUGCCCAGACUACCUCUUACGGCUUUUCAUUGGUCUGGCUUCUGCUGGGCAAAUUAGUGAAGAGUUGGGGUUGGAGGCCCCCUACCUCAGCUUUUAGUAGUCAACUUUGUUAUAUAUGUUGGGUUUCCUAUUAGAAAGAGAUUCUUUUAUUAAACCUUUAAAAACCAGUAUCCUAGACGAGGUGGUUUUUGCCCUUGUUUAUAUUUUCAGUUCUUAGAGCUGUUAACUCUGUACUUUGUUAGUUAAUAGUCUAAUAGUUGUGCUUUGUAACAUUACACUUCAGCCAGUAGAUGUCCCUAAUGUCUCAAUAUUUAAUUACUUGGCAUUGACAUUUCAGAAUACUUAGAAAAAAUUAGUUUUCUGCUUUCUGAUUAUGCAGAAUUUAAACUUAAGGAAAAAUUUUAUUGCUUUUCUUAAAAUAAGGGAUAACUGUAGCCACUAGUUUCACCUAAAACAAUUAAAAAAAGAUCAGAAUCCUGUUUGUUUCAAACUACUGAAAAAGGACUUUUACUCUAUUAAAUGCUUAGUAAGCAAUUAAGUAAAUGUAUCAAAUUUGUUUGGACCAUCUGUUAUAAAUUCUAAAGCUCUCGAGGUAGUUGGUAUGUUAAAAAUUUUAAACUUUAAUAACAUUAGGUUUACAGAUAAUGAUUAAAAAAUCUGUAAACGGUUCAAAAUAGUUACAUUUUCUUUUUAUUUCUUAGUCAUAAUUUUGUCACCACAUAGAUAAUUUACCUAUGAUUUCUUUUGGUCAAUCAGAAUCUAUAAUACAAUAUAGACAUUGUGUAAGUAGUUUUAAAUGUUAAUACAUUUACUUUCAAGUACUUUUUUUACUUGAUUAUUUCUUUUGCUUUCUUAAGUUAUUAAAGCUUAAAAAUUUGUGAGUACCUUAUUCAGAUCUGUUCUGUUGAAUUUGUUGAAGGUGAUGGUGCAGGGAGGAAAUGAUCAGUGCUCCAGGAAUCUCAUACUGGAUUUAGGGAUCUCUCCAAGGCUCCAUAAGAGAACAUCACAGAGAAGAUGUUAAGGUAUCAAUUUAUACAGUGACUACAACACAGUAAGCCAGCAUUAUAUCUCAUAGGCGAUUGGACAGCUAGGCCAAAGUUUAAAAUGAGAACUUGCCUUGAAAUAUCCAUUCUAAGCAUGGUAGCAAGCAGAGAGGGCUCACUAUGAAGUAAACUAGUGUGCUGGAAGUUCCCCCAGAUUUAUUCUAGGUGCUGCUAUUCAGCUCCAGUUUUCGUUUAUGAACCAAUGUGGUGAGAGAUUUCUGGUUGCUUAGAAACACUGCUUAGAAAAGAAUGCUUGAAGGCAUUCUAAAGAUGGAAGGACCAUUUCUACAAAUGUUCCUUCAGACCCUCCUUAUUCUUCAUGAUGGAAUCCUGGUCUUUCCACAUGACAUAUUCUGGUUACCUGCUGGGAUUAGUAGGGCUGACUACUGGGGCUGAGGAGGGAGUACAGUAUGUGCUAGGGCUGGAUGGAGCAGAGUGGUGAAAGGUGACAUGUGUUUAUAUGAAUAAACAAAAAUGGGCUUGGAAAACCAGUGAAAUGAUAACCUCUGCCUUUGAAGUACCCUUAGAGCAGUCUUAUUAAACCUAUCAUGAAAGGAGAGGCAGUGUCUUCCACUUGAAUGUUCUUUCCUGUGGCCUAGUGCUAGUCAGUACACGGGACCUAGGCUUGCUGGGUGUUAAUGGAAUUCCUUUUGUGCAGUCUGUCGUUUGUAUAGACACUUAACUGGCUACCAGAAUAUUUGUGAUACCAAAGAGCACAAGAAAAUAGAGGAACCAAAGAGGAGAGGGCAUAAUUUAAGAAGAUAGGAUACUUUGAGUGAAGAAGUAUGGAUCUGAGUUAUUCUGUGGUGCUAUGGAAGGUAAAUCAGUUGGAUCUCUGUUGGAGGCAAGAUAUAGGUAAAGCCGAUAGCCUUUGUGUUCUCAGUUGAUGUGUUCAGUUUGAUGUAACAGUUUAGGAAUGGCAAGUGGAGAAUAGGUGAAACUUAAAACUGGAGAGCAUGUGCUUUCCAGAUAGGACAUCUUGUGGAUCCCUUGACAGAAAGGACGUUUCUCCCAAAUUACAACCUUGAGGCUCUUAAUAUUCAUUUUGGGGUGUUCUUGGGAGGAGAGUUGCAGAAGGUGAUAGAGCAGGUGUUCACAAGAUGUCACAGUAAUCUGUCAACUCAAUAGGCUACCCUCCUAUCAAUGAAAUCAUGCAAGAAAUUGUGGACAAUGCAUAUGUUAGGUGGCAGUGCUGUGUAUGGAGAGCCAUUCUACAAAUGCACUCGUAGAUUAGGCUCCUCAGAAGUCUGAAGACUAUGGAGGUCAAGAAUAGGCAGGAAUAAUAAAUAGAUACAAUCUCUAGUUUCACUGAAAUUUCAGAGUUCUUCUGAAGUAGGCCUCAUUAUUUUUCUUGACAACCUGUAUGACCUCUACAGGGGCUGAGAAAGGCCUGGUAAGUUGAAUAUUAAGUUGAUGUCAAAGUACUCAUGAAAGCCUUGGGCUGUAAGGCACACAUCUUUUUUUGCACAGUUAUAGCUGUGGUUGGGACAUAGCUCUUUAUU